Molecule: messenger RNA, 2823 nt
Organism: Trichosurus vulpecula (common brushtail)
Lineage: Eukaryota; Metazoa; Chordata; Mammalia; Diprotodontia; Phalangeridae
Gene: FKBP9
Product: FKBP prolyl isomerase 9
Exons: 10
Coding region: 81-1835 (584 amino acids)
Molecular function (GO): peptidyl-prolyl cis-trans isomerase activity; calcium ion binding
Source: RefSeq, a predicted model, not a curated record
CUGCGCCGGGACCAGGCAUUGCCCCCGCUCCCAGUCCCCCGCCGCGCUCCUCGCCCCGGCUGGGCACCGUCGGGGGCUGCAUGGCGGCGCUGACCCGCGCGGCCCGGCCCCGGGGCCCCCCGGGCUGGCGGCCCCGGCCCCCGCUGUCGGCGCCCCCGCCCUCGCUGCUGCUGCCCCUGCUGCUGCUCGGCGUAGCGGGGAGGGCGGCGCCGGGCCUGGGGCCCGAGCUCCAGGUGGAGCGGCGCUCCGUGCCCGAGCAGUGCCCGCGGACCGUGCGCGCCGGGGACUUUGUGCGCUACCACUACGUGGGCACCUUCCCCGACGGCCGCAAGUUCGACUCCAGCUAUGAUCGGGGCUCUACGUUCAACGUAUUUGUGGGGAAAGGUCAGCUGAUUGCAGGGAUGGACAAAGCCCUGGUUGGCAUGUGUGUGAACGAGAGGAGAUUUGUGAAAAUUCCCCCUCAGCUUGCCUACGGGAGCGAAGGCGUCCCCAACGUCGUUCCCCCUGAUUCAGUGCUGCACUUCGACGUCCUCUUGAUGGACAUCUGGAAUUCCGAAGACCAAGUUCAAGUUCAUACUUAUUUUAAGCCUGCUGAUUGUUCUCGGACGAUCCAGGUGUCAGACUUUGUCAGGUAUCACUACAACGGCACAUUCUUGGAUGGGACUCUGUUCGACUCCAGCCACAAUCGGAUGAAAACUUAUGACACCUACGUGGGGAUUGGCUGGCUGAUCCCUGGGAUGGACAAAGGCCUCCUGGGCAUGUGUGUGGGGGAAAAACGAAUCAUCACCAUACCACCUUUUCUGGCCUAUGGGGAAGACGGCGAUGGUAAGGACAUUCCUGGGCAGGCCUCUCUGGUGUUCGAUGUGGCCUUGUUGGAUCUGCACAAUCCCAAAGAUGGCAUUGCCGUCGAGAACACGUUUUUGCCAGAAGACUGUGAGCGCAGAAGCCGCCCUGGGGACUUCCUCCGCUACCACUACAACGCUUCGCUCCUGGACGGCACCUUGUUUGACUCCAGCUAUUCACGGAACCGCACGUUUGACACCUACAUCGGGCAGGGCUACGUGAUUGCCGGGAUGGACGAAGGUUUGCUUGGCGUGUGCAUCGGAGAGCGACGCCGCAUCACCAUCCCACCUCACCUGGGGUAUGGAGAAGAAGGGCGAGGGAACAUCCCUGGCUCUGCUGUCCUGGUCUUUGACAUCCACAUCAUUGACUUCCACAACCCUUCGGACUCUGUCAACAUCACCUCACGUUACAAGCCCCACAACUGCUCGAUCCUGAGCAAGAAAGGGGAUUACCUCAAGUAUCAUUACAAUGCUUCGCUCAUGGAUGGCACGAAGCUGGACUCCACACUUAAUUUGGGCAAAACCUAUAAUAUCGUUCUGGGAUCGGGACAGGUCGUGCUGGGGAUGGACAUGGGGCUCCGAGACAUGUGCGUUGGAGAGAAACGGACGGUCGUCAUCCCCCCCCACCUUGGCUAUGGGGAGGCUGGAGUGGUGGGAGAAGUGCCGGGGAGCGCCGUGCUGGUCUUUGACAUCGAGCUUCUCGACCUGGUGUCCGGCCUGCCCGAAGGCUACAUGUUCAUUUGGAAUGAGGAGGUGUCCCCCAACCUCUUUGAAGAAAUUGACAAAAAUGGGGAUGGAGAGGUUCUUCUGGAGGAGUUCUCAGAAUACAUCCACGCACAGGUGGCAUCGGGCAAGGGGAAGCUGGCACCGGGCUUCGAUGCGGAGAUGAUCGUGAAGAACAUGUUCACCAACCAGGACCGAAACGGAGACGGCAAAGUCACCGCCGAAGAGUUCAAGCUGAAAGACCAGGAAGCGAGACACGACGAGCUGUGACCGAGGGCAAGGGCGGGGCGGCUGGGGGGGGCGGCACGUGCCCAGCCCGGCGGGGCCGCCUUGGCACCUUCAUCAUGUGGCUCCAAGGAGAGAGCCGUGAAGAGGGGCAUAAAGCCCAGAGUUCUGCUGUGUAAAGACUGUUUGGCUUUUAAUUUCUAACUUCCAGUUUCCAUUUGUUUAGAAGGUUUCUCUAGAUGUAUGAAGUCAGCAGAGGAGAGCCCCUCCGGGGCAUCAGUCAGCCCCGAUAAGACGCCUGCAAUCCUGAGAGUCUGCCUGCUGCCCUCCCACUUAAGCAGCUGCACGGCCUCUUUGGUCCUGAAGUCCUGCGGGUCAGAAGGAGCUCCAUGGGCAGGCCUGUCAGGGUCAUCCACUGAUGGGAGGGGGGCUGGAAUCCUGGGGCUGGAGCUCUCUGCGCCUGUUAAAGCAGGGGCACUUCCCCAUUGCUGUGCCCCAGCCCCGAGGAAGCCCAUGGACCUCUCCACAAUCCGGUGGUUAAAUGCACAAAAUAAAAUACAGGGAUGGCGGAGGGGGCUGAGUGUAGGGAGACACAGGUACCAGAGUGUCCCGCAAGGCUUAGUGCACGCUUCCAAUUGCACCAAGACUUGGGGGACCCUUGGUACAAGCUUAGAGACCCCAGGUGGGUGGCUGCCUUCUGUCCCAGACCAGCUGUGUGUUGGUGCCUGUCUGUCCAAGCAGAAAGCCCUCAGCCCUCACACCCACCUGUCCUUAGCCUCUUCUCUUUAACAAGUGUGAAUGAUUCCUGACCCUUCUGCUGCGCCUGUCCUCAUCUCGAAAAGCGGUGAGAGCGCUGGCCACUCCUGGAGGCCCAAGGCCAUGGCCUCCAAGGCCGCCUGCAAGCGCUUUAUCUGACUAUAGGACGGUAUUUUGUCCCAGGGUAACUCAAGAGCGCACCACGAGAAUGCUGGGCACUCGCUGAUGCCCCGAGGGCUGAGAUCAGAUUUUUUGUUACAUAAAACAGUGAACAAUG